AUGCUUCAUAUUCCCACUCUUUUGACAGAUGUGACCUAUAACUGGCUUACUGUUUCUUUUUCGGCUGGUGGGUUUAAACCAAUUACUCUAAAAUCGGCUUCAACGCAUGCUAGACUCCAGGCAGCCCCCCAAGUUUCCGAAGUUCAGCAAAAUAGCCCUGAAAGGUAUCCGUCCAGUGUUUAUUCGUGCCCUAAAGAAGGUUGUGUUGAAGUUUUUCAAAGAGCAUCUGCCCUAGAACGUCACCUGUCGUUAGAGGCCUGUACCCUCUCUCCAGAAAGGCACACCCUGAUGGAUUUGGCCAAACAUCAAUACGCCGCUCGCCUACAGGAGGGCGUAGGGCUUAUUCCUGCACUGCGAGCAGUACCAAGCUCAGUUGGCAGUUCACAUCAACGUGAGGAGGUCAAGGAAGGGUGGGCGCUGAAACAAGUGAAGAAACCAUACCGUUUCAACCAAAAGCAGAAAACCUACUUGGAGCAAAAGUUCAAUAUCGGCCAGUCCACCGGCAGUAAGAUUGACUCUGCCUUUGUAGCGAAGGAAAUGCGCCGUUCCAGGGGCAAAGACGGGGAAAGGUUAUUCGUUGUUUCUGAAUUCCUGACACCACAGCAAGUGUCCUCCUUUUUCUCGCGACUGGCACUAAAAGUGCGUCAGCAACAGGUUGAGGUCUCGGAAGAGGACGCCUUAGCUGUAGAGGAGCAAAGCAAUUUCGCUACUGCAAAAGAAAAUGUGCUUUCUUCCCUGCAGCUCCGUCAUCCCAUUGUUUUGACCAGUACAACGUAUGCUCUCUGGUCAACAAUAAAUCUGAGUUUC
Molecule: messenger RNA, 807 nt
Organism: Porites lobata
Lineage: Eukaryota; Metazoa; Cnidaria; Anthozoa; Scleractinia; Poritidae
Source: the annotation of a GenBank genome assembly